AUGGUUCAGAUGUACACUAUCGCCGGCCGCCAGGUCGGCUCCCACUACCUGGCCAUGGGCGUUCUCGCGGCCCUCUUCGGCGGCGCUGCCUACGGCACCAGCGGCAGCAAGCCCAAGGCCACUGCCAUUCCCCCCAUCAACGCAUCCAGCUCCGACGAGGCCGACUUCAUCAAGAAGUUUUUGGACAGCGCGGACAAGGACGAGAAGGCGAAACACUAG
This is a messenger RNA of Colletotrichum orchidophilum, 219 nucleotides long. RefSeq lists its product as uncharacterized. The record is from RefSeq and is a predicted model, not a curated record. Gene Ontology annotation, biological process: proton motive force-driven ATP synthesis. Bases 1 to 219 code for a protein of 72 amino acids. NCBI's taxonomy places the organism in Eukaryota, Fungi, Ascomycota, Sordariomycetes, Glomerellales, Glomerellaceae. The transcript has 3 exons.